This is a messenger RNA of Miscanthus lutarioriparius, 273 nucleotides long. The record is from the annotation of a GenBank genome assembly. Lineage: Eukaryota; Viridiplantae; Streptophyta; Magnoliopsida; Poales; Poaceae.
AUGGGAAAGAAGAUUCGCAGCGCCGAUGGCACCUCGACGCCGGCCAGGUCCAUGAACCAGGCCGUGUCGCUCCGCGAGACCUCCGGGAGGACGCACGUAGACGAUGCCUCCCUGCUGAGGGUCAAGCACUUGCAGAGGCUAGCGGCGUGGGCGGGCGUGGCGGCCGGGGUGGGCCCGAUCGGCGCGCUGCUGGGGCGCCGCCUCGCCGCGAGCGCCGAGGCCGCCGGAGUACCCCCUCGACGCCGCCACUUUCCUUUGCCAGAGGUGACAUGA